GAGUAAGCUUUGGCCAUUUUCUCAGAAAUCUAUUUACGCAGCACAUUCUUUAGUCGCGAUCUUCGUCGGAAAAGUCGUCCUGAAAUCUCCGAAAAGCUUCACAAACAUACUACAGCGUAAAUUUCACGCUGAAUUUUUGGAUUUUAUCGAACGUUUUUUCGAGCGCGAGGCAAGAAUCUUCGAAAUUUUGGAAUUUUCAAGCAAAGCGAAUUGACGUCGAGAAGGAAGCUCUUUUAGAAGGUCUUGUACAAGAAAAUGAGCGUCAGAAGAACAGUGUUUGUAGCAUUAUUAUUAAGAGUACUGUCAGAAGUUGUUGCUGGAAAAAUUCGAUGCAAGUAUGAUGAAUUCGUUGUUGAAGAUGUUGUUAGAAAGAUCUCGUGUGUUCCCUGCAAAAACUGUUCUGUAGGAGAGGGCCUGUCACCCCAGUGUGGUUCAUUUAUUCCCUACGGUACCCAUAUUGAGUGCAAACCUUGUGUUUCGGGGGUGAGUUAUUCAAGCACAUACAGCAUAGAGUCAUGCCAACCAUGUGGUAUCUGUGUUGAUCACCAAAAGGUGCUUCAAAAAUGCAACAGGACUAGUAAUUCCAUAUGUGCUGAGAACUGUGAUGUAGGAUUCUACUUGAGUUCGGUAGUUGGAGAUUGUCAAGAAUGUUCUUGGUGUUGUCCUGACUCAGAUCCUUCUGAACAUGAAGCCGAGUGCAAGAAAGAUGGUGUGCCUAUCUAUAAACGUUGUUCAGUUGACGAAUCCAUACGUUGUAGCCCAAGGUGUACUGAUCGACAAUAUAUCAUUGUAGCCAACAAUCUGAAUCAGUCUUGCUAUGAUUGCCCUUAUUGUGGAGUUGGCCAAGGUCUUUAUCCCAAAUGUCAAUCUGUUUUGUCCAGUACAAAGGAUUCAAAAUGUCAGCAGUGUAUUCCUGGAAAGACUUAUUCCGACACCAUAGAUUCUUCUUCUUGUAAGCCCUGCAAAGUCUGUGGAGUUGGAAAAAAGAUCGAAAGAAGUUGUAACACAACACAUGAUACCCUCUGUGGGGUUUGUGAUCGUGGGUUUUACAAUGAAAGCAUUGAAGGCAACAAGGAGGUGAACUGCCAACACUGUUCGUACUGUUGUGGUGAUGAUGAGGAUGUUAUUAUUCCUGAGUGCAAGGCACAAGGACUGCCUAAAAACAGGCAGUGCGCAUAUACCAAGAGGGCACUAACUAAAUGUGUUCCGGCACAUAAAAGUCUGUAUAAGAUUGUUGCGAUUGUAUUGGCAUUGAUAAUAAUUCUGAUUGGUGCCAUAAUUGGGGUAUACGCAUAUAAAGUGAAGUGCUUAGGGAGCAAGUAUGGGAAAUUAGUCAGCGAUGAGAGUCAAAUGGACUCAGCACAAGUUGUCGUGCUAGACAAAGAAGCCCCAAGCCCAGAAAGCACACCAAACAACAUAGAGUUCCGGCAUUCAGGAAUCAUUGUCCAAUGUCAUGAUGUUGGAACUGGAGAAAUCUUACUGAGGGAUUUGACUGUGAAGAUCUGUUGGAAUGAACAUAAACACCUGCCAAAGAGAAAAGAAAUUUAUCUCAGCCCAUUGAUACAGUUUCAUUCUCCUGAGUGUGAGAUUGAAACAGCCAUAACAUUAGAUAUCCCUCACAGUGCCUACCUACAAGAAGAAAAUAACACUUGGAAGAUUAAAAUAUUGAAACUAGCUUUACCCAUUAAACCUGAAACUGAAAUAGAGUUAACAGAACUGAGUGGUGACCCAGAAAUCAAGGUCCACCCUUGCAGUGUCACAUUCACAGUAAAAGAACUAGCAGCAUACGUAGUUGUUGGAGAUCCAGGGGAUCCACAGCGUGCAAAAAAAAGAAUGCAGUGUGCUGUGUUUGGAGCAGUGCCAAAAACUGGCAAGACAUAUUCUACAAUGAUAUACCUUUUGGAUGAUGGAGAAUCGUCUCUUAAGAAAUUACAACAAGAUGAAAAGAACGAAGGCCGCCAUCUUCUUAAGAAGUUGUUCUGUUCAUUGUACCCAGAUGUGGAUGCAGAGAGUGUGAUUGAUGUGGCCAUUAAAAACGUAAUGGAAGGCUGGCAGCAGGAAGACCUUUCUAAGAAGGUCAUUAGGUGUUCUGAAUGGUUAGAUUCCUACCAAGCAAUCCCUAACAUUAAAGCCAGCUUCAAGCACAUUGAUCCUCAAAUCAGAGAUUUUCGCUGCACUUUUAAAUUGACAUUCAAAGAUCAUGUUGUGGAGAUUCCAAUUUUCCAUUUUUCUGAGCCAGAGCACAUUCCAAUUGGAAUUCAGCCAACUGACCAUCAUGCACCACCAGAUGACCUCCACAUCAGCAUCAAUGAAAGCCGAACUCCUAUGCACUCUUAUCAAUAUCAAAGUCUAUCUUCUGUACCCAAUGAAGUGCUCACAAACAUCUCCCAGUCGGUUCAUCAAGCCAUUGGUGAAGAUCAUUCCCGUAUUGUGUCAGUUGCCACCAAGAUUUUUACAGCCGAUGAAGUCGACUCCAUUAGUAAGAGUGAUCAGCCAAUUAACAGUCUUAUUGACUUGGCAAGGAAUAAAUCAGUUACAGUAGCCGAUGUACACCAUGCUCUGAAGGAAGAGGGAUUGGAAUCUGGUAUGCUUCUGCCAUUCUUACAUGAAGAAAACUCAACUCAGCUGGUUUAGUUACCUAGAUAAGAGGAAAACUGGUAGACAUUUUCCUUUAAACAACUUUGUAGUAAAUUUCAUUGGAAAUUUAAGUUUGCAUUGUGUUUGCAUAAAAACCAACUUGUGGCUGACUUGCAAUAUAGUGAUGCAUGCAUUGAUUUUUGCCUUGUUAUUUAAUUGCGAUUUAACUGAAGUACGAUAUUCAUUUUCUUUUACCAAAGCGAGCAACAAAAGCAUCCCUUACUCGAGGAAUGCUUUAAAAAUUUCACAUUAUACUAUUAUUAGUAAUAAGUAAUUUGUAUUAGUAUCUUUGCAUGAAUCAUUAAUUAAUCUUCAUUGAUGUAAUUCCUAAUCAUCAUUUUGAUCAUUAAGGUACUAACAGGGGUAUACAGGGGGGUCCGCAGCACGAAUGACGGAAAAUGGAAAUGAGAAAUCACAACACAUGUACACGACAAGAAUGAGUUCCCGAAUAGCGAACAAUUAUUUCCGAUCGGCUUUUCAUGCAGCACUUUACGAGAACGACAACAGGGCUUUUAAAAAAUCUUGCCACAACUUAUUCCCAGGAUUUAUUCUCUGCCUUACCUUCAGCAAUUAGAUAUAUACACUUAUUUCAAUAAAGUUUGUCGCCUGAAAAGCUACAAAGCUGAGACCAACRAGGAUUAUGGGCAGUUACAUUUUACAUAUUUCAACCGCUUUAAUAACAUAUUCUCAUCGCUUUAAUAACUGUUGAUGGAUUUUAGAUCUUUUACCAGUUACAGUCUCACCUCUUCUGAGCAUCCUCAAGCUGCAAAUUGUAUCAAAAGCUUGACUUGUUUGAUAUUAAAAGUUUCCCAUGAUCCUCGGUGAUCUCAGCUUUCUAGGUUAUUUAGUGACUAACUUUAUUGAAAUAAGUGUAUACGAACAGAAACUCCUGCUAUGAAAGAGAUAAACAAAGAAAGAUUUCUGUAGAAUUGAUUAUUGAUUUGGACCUGAAAGUCGUUUUUCGUUCGAAUUACGUCACACUUAAUAGCUCUAUCGGUUUAUUUGCAUCUGCAUUACUACAAUAUUUUAAGGAUAAAGUAAGCAAACUAAUCAUUAGAAAUAGGUGACAGCUAGUUAUAAUAACCAAAAUGGGUUAGAGUGAAGGCAUUUUACCCGUGAAAUAAAAAUYAUUAGUCAACGUGUAAUAGUCAAAUAGACACAAAAGAAAACAAUGGAAUUAGGGUCUACUAAAGUGUGUUAGUCUAAUAUCUAUUUCACGGGUUUAAUGACUUCACUCUAACCAGGAUAAUUAGCUUUUUAGAGUAAAUAUAUAAUUGUUAUUUUGAAGACAUUASUUCAAAAUUAUUACGUUACUAUUGCCAUAAGCGCGGAUCACAGCUACAUGCACAGUUUUGAAAUACGUGUGUUAUAGAAGAGGGUCAUAUUUUGUAUCUGAGGGUGUUUAUGGGGGUGGGGAGUGAGGUUAAUCUUAGUGCUACUCUGUACCCUUGCCUUCCCUCCCCUCAUUAAGUUGUUAUCAGCCCUGGAGGGACCCUGAGGAGACUGGAGACCUGAUAGGCACUCGAUCUGUACAACCGCUAUAAACCAGCUAGGGUAUCAGUCUCCAAGCUUCUCACAAGGUUCUAAGAAUUGUGUAACAUCAGGCAAUAUUGUCCUUUAAAUAACAAAAACCAUCAAAUAAUGUAAUCACAGAAGCUGAAACUAUUAAAAGAGUUAAUGUACAAGUAGCUUGUAACGGAAAUUUAGGCCUAAGGCAAACGUCGAGCUUUCCAUGCACCGAACUCAUUAAAAACAAUGGAUAUCAGGUGAUAAUGAGGCGCCAUUCUUUGAUGUAAUUAAGUUCGGUGCAUGAAAAGUUCGACGUUUGCCCUAGGCCUUAGUCUCUGCUGCUGUCUCGUAGUUUUUGAUAGAUAUGUCAGUAUUUUUCUGUUGUUAGUGUUUCUUUUCUUAUUAGUAUUUAGUGUUCGUAAAACGUUUAUUUUGGAGGAACUAAUUAUAUGGGACUCUUGUCCAGUUGUUCUUUCCCUCAA
Molecule: messenger RNA, 4628 nt
Organism: Actinia tenebrosa (Australian red waratah sea anemone)
Lineage: Eukaryota; Metazoa; Cnidaria; Anthozoa; Actiniaria; Actiniidae
Biological process (GO): Rho protein signal transduction
Cellular component (GO): plasma membrane; cell surface
Molecular function (GO): coreceptor activity; nerve growth factor binding; death receptor activity
Source: RefSeq, a predicted model, not a curated record